AUGCUCUGGUUCACUGCAUUGCUGGCCUGUUUCACGAUCAUGGGUUUAUCCCCUGCUGUUCAAGCCCAAAUCAAAGCAGCUGGGCAGAUUGAACGGUGUUUGCGAGAUGGAAGCCUGGAGCCCAAUUGCGAGCGUAAGAUGGUUCUCAAUCUUGGCGUCUUGGGCAGCACGGGCGGUGGCGAGUAUUAUCACCUCACCCAGUCUCGCACGGAGGAUGGGGCCAUCAGCGACAGCGAGAAUGAGUUUAUCAUUGUGGUGCAAAAAACCAGUGUAUCGAUUGAAUACCCCCUGCGUUACCGUGGUGUAGUCAACAACAAACCCUACGAAAUCGCUCAACCCGUUCAAACCCUACUGGGUGGCCUCUUUGGCUCAGGAGACAAGACGGGAUGUAAAGACAGUCCGUACCACUCCAGUCCCAGCUGUGGCUGGCUCAUUGAUGGGGGUGGCAAGAAAGUGGAAGGCUCCCAAGGCUUUUGCUGCCGCUGCUCCACAGCAGACCAGCUGGGCAUUGGCAUGCCCACCGACAGCUAUCGGGCCAAUUUGGACUGCGGCCUCUUUGGCAAAGGCCAACAAAGCGCGCAUUGCUUCAGAUACUCGGAUGAGCUUUGGUACGGCGUCUAUGAUUUUGAUCCGGGCCACAUCCGCUUCAAGGUGUACGUCUCCAUCUACCGCAAGUACGCUGUGGGUCCCGGCUACAGCCAUGCCACACAGGAUGAUGUGCCGGCUGCCAGCCCGGAUUGCACCGUGGAAUUGCCAGACGAGUACGCCGACUUUCGCUGUCAGGGCGUCUUGGAGGUGGGACCACAUCUACGCGGGGGUCUAACGAGCGACGGUGCAGUGUCCGUCGUCUUUGGCGGGGACUUUGCCACGCCUGUGCAGUUGCGUGACAUGAGCUCCAAAACCUUGCUGGCUCCCAUUUUGGAGACGGUUGACAACUGGCAUACCCACGAGCAGACCAAGGAUGGAAUGGACACCUACCUGGUCGUGGACAAGUCGGACAUUGACAUGACGGGUUCCACCUGCGACAAGAUCGGCGUGGAGCCCCUAGCCUUUUACUUGCAUGGCAAGGGCGGAGGCUGCGGCGUCAGCGAGGGCACGUGCUUGAAUAAUCAGCCGCGCGACUUCUUUCUCGCCGAUCAGGCCCUGGUCAACGCUGGUAAGCGACCCUUUAACCUUCUCUCUGCCUACAAUCCGUAUGGGUUUGCCCAGGUUGAGGAUGACGAGGAAAGCCGGUAUGGCAUCCGCUUUCCAGUGGAGCAGCACAUUAGCAGCAUCACCAUCUCUGUCAAUGCUGAUGACCUCACCGUUUACACGGCUGUGUGCCGCGACAUGACACUGGCGCUCGGCUCACCCAAUUUCGAGGCUCUCUCUGGAAACGGCUUUAUAUUGGCCAACAUCUAUUCCAACUGUCCCAACAUGACGGCCCUUGUGUCUGUGAGCGUCAUUUGUCAUGGCAACGCGCGAGGCUCAGCCAGCUAUGAGCGCGAAAUCACGUCCUUUAUCCAGCUUCAGCUCCCCAUUUACGUGGUCAGCGAGGAAGCUGGCGAUCACUUUUGUGACGUCCUGGUCUUCGAUGCCGUCGGCUACCUUGUUGUCAAUAAAAGCGUCACCUUUUCCACGUCCGCCGUCUGCUAUUGUCUGGGGGGCUGCGACUGUGACUGUAACAACACCGUUGUGGAGGACUGUGUGGAAGACUUUAAUCCUGAAAUUGAUGACGAGGUCACCUCCGGCGGCGGCUUUGGCCUGGGUGACCUCUUUGAUGCCCUGCAUCUCAGCUGGGCCACAGGCUUGGCCCUAUUCUCGUCCUUGAUUUCGCUCAUCCUGCUGUGCGCUGUUGUCUAUCUCAUGCGCAUGUGCUGUCCGGAGCGCAUGUGCUCGCACCGCCAUGCCUGGACUGAGCCCGCCGUCGCGACCGGCGAGCCCGCAACCGGUUACGUUGGCCCUGUCAAAGGCACAUCCUCUCCUGCGCUGUAUGCCAGCCCCCCACACCCCCGACCCGCGCCAGACGGCGCUGAAGAUGCAGCAACCCACAAUGCACGGGCCUCGAGGGUGCGCCAAGGAGGCCGAGCCCUACGGCAGGCGGCACUGGCAGCUGGCACUGCUGUGGGGGCUGCUUGUGGGCAUUUGUACCGCUGGAGUGCGGCUCGCUGGGCGGCCCGGCAUCGAGCUGCUGCGCGCGCAUCCCUGGGCGCCGAACCAGAACAUCGCCGCACCCACGGCCCCACUGUCUCCUGGACUCGACCCGAAGCGGCGCCAGGCAACGAGCUCGCGCUGAUGAGCCCCCGAUUGGCCAUGAGUAUGCCAGCACAAUUGGAGAGCGUCCCCCCGCCAUGGACUCCAGAUUUGAGUCCGUCCUUGCUGCCCCCGAGCCCCGUGAUGCAUGAUGCGCCAGCAUUGCCGCUCCCGCCCGUACCCCCGCCCCCACCCUCGCGACCACUUUUACCAUCGCAAUCACCCAUUCCCAAGAGCAUGAGCCAAAUGUCACAAGCCAGUUUAUCAGUGGGGACGAGCGGCGAGCUGGGUCGACGGAGCAGCUUCCCUGAUUUGCGUGAGCCUAGUGUGCUGGGCCGUUUUGUGGAUCGCUGGCGCCCGUCCCCUGCGGCCACCGCGGGCUCAACCAAUCCCGGUGCAGUUUCGGUGUCGGUGUCGCAGAGCAGCUUUUGGCAGGAAGAUGAUUUGGCUUGCCGCUCCAGCACACGUGCCAACGCAACCCAGCCUCUGCCCGCCUUUACUCGACAGCAAUACCCGUACUCUAGACAGCGUACGCAGCGACGACAGACGCAGGUGUUGGCGCGGCUGUUGCAAGCGGAUCAGACACGGUUGAUGGUUGAUGGCGGCGAUGACGGCACGUUUGUGCUGCAUGGCUUGCUUGAACCCGCAACACCAGGGUCGGGCUUGUAUGAAUUUCACCCAGCCAAUACUGCAAGCAUUGAACAAUCAACGGUGCGUAACCUCCUUUCUUUGACCCACUCGCUGGCUGAUGGCAUCAUGUUACAUGGUACAUGGUCUCACUGCUGCGCGCAAUUGCCGGCCACCUGUGUAGGUGAUGACGCUCGCCGAUCUCACAGCUCGACUGGCCGGAACGCUGCACGGCAGCAGCCCCAAGCAGCAACCAACCAGCUGGCCUACCACGAUCCUCCUCACUCUCGAAGAAGUCGUCGGCUUUGUCUCGUGUAA
Monosiga brevicollis MX1 is the source of this 3177-nucleotide messenger RNA. RefSeq lists its product as uncharacterized. Bases 1 to 3177 code for a protein of 1058 amino acids. NCBI's taxonomy places the organism in Eukaryota, Choanoflagellata, Craspedida, Salpingoecidae. The transcript has 4 exons. The record is from RefSeq and is a predicted model, not a curated record.